Molecule: messenger RNA, 378 nt
Organism: Schistosoma rodhaini
Lineage: Eukaryota; Metazoa; Platyhelminthes; Trematoda; Strigeidida; Schistosomatidae
Source: the annotation of a GenBank genome assembly
AUGGAGGAAAAUUCACAAGUAACUGACAUAUCAAAUCCCCAAGUAAAUGAUAAUUCACUGAUUAGUCGAGCAACUGAAGCUGUUCGUGAUUAUUUGGAAUAUGAUUUUGAAUGUCUUGUUUCUGAUGUCAAUAUAUUAACACGUAUGAAUCAAGCUUCAAGUGAACGUUACAUGGAAUUAACUACAAAUACAAAUGAUAUGACAAGAAAAUUAACUGAUGUGAACAAUCGCUUUGCUUCAUUAAGUGAUGCGCUGAAGAAAAUUGAUCAGUUCGAUAAGGAUAUAGAACAGUUGGAGAAAAAAGCGUUUGAAAUUGAAACUUCAACCAAACAACUAGAAAAUCGUUACAAUAAAUUGGAGGCUGAACACAAUCAUUGA